Nerophis lumbriciformis (worm pipefish) is the source of this 2570-nucleotide messenger RNA. RefSeq names its product ClpB family mitochondrial disaggregase (gene clpb). Gene Ontology annotation, biological process: cellular response to heat. The record is from RefSeq and is a predicted model, not a curated record. Gene Ontology annotation, cellular component: cytoplasm; mitochondrion. Gene Ontology annotation, molecular function: ATP binding; ATP hydrolysis activity; protein binding. NCBI's taxonomy places the organism in Eukaryota, Metazoa, Chordata, Actinopteri, Syngnathiformes, Syngnathidae.
CUUCUUCGAGCACCAUCCACGCCAUGAUGACGCGACCCCUUUGAAAGUGGCUGUUGUAAAUAGCCCCACGUAAAGACACUCCGGCUGCAUCAUUAGACAUAACACGCCGGGUUAAUUUCUCGCGUCGAACGAACACGGGCUUUUACUCCAAGCUGCUUUUCCCGGGUGGAUUGUCGCCAUGUUAUCGUCUCUUCCCACCAGGCUGCUUAUACGAAGGUCACGCAGCCUGUCACCAUGCAGCCGCGUCCUCCAGACCAGUGCGGGCGGUUCUUCUUGUCAGGCCAUUCGGGAGCCAACGACGGAUAACAACCGCAACCCCGUCGUGUCCACGUCCCGGGUUUCACGACGGGGGAUUUUGGUUGAGGACACCGCGGCUAACAGCGGGAACCAGUCGGUGCAGUACCACCAUCUCGCCCCAAGAUGGCUGUCAAACCUGGAGAACCGUCGCAGCUCGUGGGCCGCGUUGGCCAGCAGGGGGCGCCACGACAAGCCGCGCUGGGAGGAGGGCGGGCAGAGAGAUGGAGAUGGAGGUGAGGGCCGAGGCGCAGGUGGAGGUGCCACCCGGGCACAGGUGGCCUCUGCCGGCCUGCUAUCUGCUGCAGCUGCGGCGUUCUGCCUGAAGAAAGACUCCGAUAACAAAGGUGAUGCUCUCUUGGAGGCAGCCAGGACCAACAACCCCGAAGAUGUAAUCAGAUUGUUGCAGGAAGGGGUGGAUCCUAACUACCGUCACCGCCUUGGCUGGACCGCGCUUAUGGUGGCUGCCAUGAACCGACAGCACAGUGUGGUGAAGGUUCUGCUUGAAGCCGGUGCUGACCCGAAUGCUGGAGAUCACUUCAACAAUGUUUAUGACACCUCGAGGGAGAAAGGAAUCCACUCACUGGAAGUUCUGGUGUCCAGAGAGGAUGAAUUCAGCAGCAGACUCAGCAGCAGGGCGGGUUUUCGAGGCUGCACCGCGCUCCACUACGCCACGCUGGCUGACGACCCAUCCACUGUCCGUGUGCUGCUGGAGUUUGGUGCAAACCCCCUACACAUCAAUAGUCUGGGACACACAGCGCAGGCCUACGCCAAAGAAGGAGAGGUGCGCACACUUCUGCAGGAGUGGGAAGGAAAGUUCCAGGAGGCAAAAGCUAAGCGAGAGGCGGAGGAGAGGAGAAGGUUCCCCCUGGAGAGGAGGCUGAAGGAGCACAUCAUCGGACAGGAAGGGGCCAUCAACACCGUUGCUUCAGCCAUCAGAAGGAAGGAGAACGGCUGGUACGAUGAAGAGCAUCCGCUCGUGUUCCUCUUCCUUGGCUCGUCAGGAAUUGGGAAGACGGAGUUGGCCAAACAGGUGGCGCGCUACAUGCACAAGGACAUCAAAAAGGGAUUCAUCCGCAUGGAUAUGUCCGAGUUCCAGGAAAAGCAUGAGGUCGCAAAGUUCAUUGGCUCGCCGCCUGGAUACGUGGGACACGAGGAAGGAGGUCAGCUGACCAAGCUAUUGAGGGCGUGUCCUAACGCCGUCGUCCUGUUUGAUGAAGUGGACAAGGCUCACCCGGACGUCCUCACCAUCAUGCUGCAGCUCUUCGACGAGGGUCGUCUCACAGACGGCAAGGGAAAGACCAUCGAGUGCAAAGACGCCAUGUUCAUCAUGACGUCGAACGUGGCGAGUGAAGAGAUUGCCCAGCACGGACUGCAGCUGCGGCAGGAAGCGGAGGAGGUCAGCCGCAGGAAGCUGGCAGAAAAUCUUGAGGACGUACAGAAAGGAGACGACAUCAGAAUCUCCAGGAAGUUUAAGGAUUCUGUCAUCCGCCCGAUCCUGAAGGCACAUUUCAGGAGGGACGAGUUUCUGGGUCGGAUCAACGAAAUCGUCUACUUCCUGCCGUUCUGUCACUCGGAGCUGCUGCAGCUGGUCAGCAAGGAGCUCAGCUUCUGGGCGAAGAAGGCCAAGCAGCGCCAUGACAUCACUCUCCAGUGGGAUCGCACGGUUCUGGACUUGCUGGCGGGCGGAUACAACUUGCAUUACGGAGCACGCUCUAUCAAACAUGAGGUUGAGCGGCGAGUGGUGAACCAGUUGGCCGCCGCCUACGAGCAGGAGCUGCUGCCCAAAGGCUGCACCCUGCGUCUCUCCGUCCAGUCCGAGGGCCAGGAGGAGCGCGGCGCGCCCAGUCUGCGCCUGGAGGUGGUCGGGGAGGACAGCUCGUCCAGAAUGCUGGACAUCCGCCCCCCGCUCAGCCCCGAACACUAAACACUGCCAAGUGUCUUGCAGUAGCAACACAACUACAACACGUUGAAAUUAGAGAUGUCCGAUAAAUGAUUUAAAAUGUAAUAUCUGAUAUCGGUAUCGUUUUUUAUUUAUUUUUUAUUUUUUAUUAAAUCAACAUAAAAAACACAAGAUACACUUACAAUUAGUGCACCAACCCAAAAAACCUCCCUCCCCCAUUUACACUCAUUCACACAAAAGUAGAGAUGUCCGAUAAUAUCGGCCGAUAAAUGCUUUAAAAUGUAAUGUCGGAAAUUAUCGGUAUCGUUUUUUUAUUAUCAGUAUCGGAUUUUUUUUUUAUUUUAUUUUAUUUAUUUUUUUUUAUUAAAUUAAA